AUGGCAAACGAUACCCAAGACCGAGAUGAGCAGGCCACUACAGCCGCGGCCGCUAACACAAGCCAGCCUCUCCCCAAGGGUGUAGUCUUGGGCAAGGAUGGCAAACCCCAGGCCAAAACAAUGACGGCCCUCUCCACUGGCAAACCUGUUCCCGCUGUCAAGAAACGGACAGACUGCCCUCCAGACGUUGUAGCUCUCGGCCGGUCAUCAUGGACCCUCCUCCACUCCAUCGCGGCCACCUACCCCGAGAAACCAACCCCUUCCGAGCAGUCCGAUGUCAUCUCUUUUAUGAAGUUGUUCUCAAAGCUGUACCCUUGCUGGGUGUGCGCCGAAGAUUUCCAAGAGUACAUCGAGCGGAAGCAAAUCAAAGCUGGAAGCAGGGAUGAGUUUGGAAACUGGCUGUGUGAGGCGCAUAACGGUGUGAACAAGAAGCUGGGGAAGAAGACCUUUGACUGCAGUAGGUGGUUGGAGAGGUGGAGAGAUGGGUGGAAGGACGGGAGUUGUGAUUGA
This is a messenger RNA of Podospora anserina S mat+, 510 nucleotides long. RefSeq lists its product as uncharacterized. The record is from RefSeq and is a predicted model, not a curated record. Gene Ontology annotation, cellular component: mitochondrion. The coding region runs from base 1 to 510 and encodes 169 amino acids. Gene Ontology annotation, molecular function: flavin-dependent sulfhydryl oxidase activity; flavin adenine dinucleotide binding. NCBI's taxonomy places the organism in Eukaryota, Fungi, Ascomycota, Sordariomycetes, Sordariales, Podosporaceae. The transcript has 2 exons.